Gloeophyllum trabeum ATCC 11539 is the source of this 474-nucleotide messenger RNA. Its product is annotated as ADP-ribosylation. The coding region runs from base 1 to 474 and encodes 157 amino acids. Gene Ontology annotation, molecular function: NAD+ poly-ADP-ribosyltransferase activity. Lineage: Eukaryota; Fungi; Basidiomycota; Agaricomycetes; Gloeophyllales; Gloeophyllaceae. The record is from RefSeq and is a predicted model, not a curated record. The transcript has 5 exons.
AUGGGACUUCCGGAGGGGAACGAGCGCAGACGUUUCCAUGGAACCAAGAGAGCCUGCAACCUCGGUGACAAGGGUUCUACGAUGCUUUGCUCCCUGCCAGAAUGUUCCCUCUGUGGAAUAAUCAAGACAUCCUUUAAGCUCUCGUUAGCUGGCACCGCCCAUCCAUGGCGUAGAAAAGCUGGAAGAUUUGGAGCCGGAAUAUACACAUCUGCGACGUCGUCCAAAUCGAACGAUUACUGCAAGAACUUACCUUCUGCACGUUCCACAUGCAAGGCCAUGCUUCUCACUAAGGUGGUGGCUGGAAAUGGAGAGAAACUGACAAAGACAGAUGCACGCCGGACGGGACCUUCACCCGGUUACGAUAGCGUACCUCGUUUGCUUCCGUUCAGGUACUUGAAUUACGACGAGCUAGUAGUCUAUGACGAACAUGCUGCCAUACCAGCUUACCUCAUCAUGUACGAAUCGAAGACGUGA